Molecule: messenger RNA, 2374 nt
Organism: Cuscuta epithymum
Lineage: Eukaryota; Viridiplantae; Streptophyta; Magnoliopsida; Solanales; Convolvulaceae
Source: the annotation of a GenBank genome assembly
CUACAUGUUCUCCCCCCUAAACCAAAUUUCUCGCUCCCAUAAUUACCAUUACCAAAUGGGUAAGUAUCAUUGUAUCAAUUGAGGGCCGCCUUCAACAUUGCUCGUCUUCACUCCGAAGUCUGGCCGCUCCCUGGCUCUGGCUAGCCCCAACUUCUCCAGUCUCCACUGCCCUAAUCUGCAAAUCUGAAGCACGUCUAUCUACUCUAAUAUAAGGCUGUUUAAGCUAUGGAGGAACGAGACAGAAUCAGUGAACUUCCUGCAGAUAUACUUGACAAGAUUAUGGGAAAAUUGUGGAUUGAAGAAGCUGCUACCAUGGCCGUCUUAAACACUGUUUGGAGAGAUGCCUGGUACAGUCUUACUGAGGUUGCUUUUGAUGCUUCCUUCCAUUAUAUCCUUUACUGUGAUUUUAUUAAAAACCCAGACAAAUGGCAUGAUAUAGUCAACGAUUACUUCAAGAAGCACAAUGGAAAUAUUAAAAGAUUUGACAUGUAUUUUGGGCAGCAAGUAUAUAGAGGUGAUUUCGAUAAGUUGUUCCUCUCUGUCACAAAGAAAGGUGUUCAAGAACUCGACCUUCAGAUAUAUAGUGAUGAUGAUAGGAAUUACCGGCUGCCGCCCUGCAUCCUUAAAUGCUCUACUCUGAAGACAUUUUAUGCUUGUGGUGUUAAAAUAGACCAGAUAACACCCCGUUGCAUGUUUCCCAAUGUCACUUUUCUUAGCUUUGAUCUUGUUCAUUUUGGUGCAAGUAGUCUUCAACAUCAUGCCGUUGAUCUUCCAAAGCUCCAAAGACUGACAUUUAGCAGAUGCACAGACAUCUCUCAUUUUAACAUUACUGCUCCGAAACUUGGUAUUUUAUCAAUCGAAAAAUGUUACAUUAGUGGUGAUGAUGAUGUUGAGGAGGAGGAGGAGGAUGAUUACUACUCUGAUGAUGAUGAAAGGGACUCUGAUGACAGUUGCAGUAGUGGAGGUGAUGAUAAUAACGAUAUGUUUUGCUACAACCCUACCAAUGAAAAAGACAAACCCGUUGGUGGUUUUCUCCCUGCAAACUUAGAUUUGGGAUCUGUUUCUAGGCUUCAUUUGUGUUGUAAUGCUAUAUGGGGUGUUGUUGAUGAUUUUGGUAGAAAGGGACUUCAAAUGCCAAUGUUAGACGUGAAAUACUUAAACCUUUCAGGUGAUUACUAUCCAGGUUCUGAUAGUAACUCUAAGCUUGUUAAUUUGCUGAGAAGUUGCCCAAAAUUAUGCGAACUUGAAAUAUGUUUUCAGCUCCGUGGAUUAGACUCGCCUACUUGUGGUGAGAGUGUUUCUAAUCUCUUGGAAGGACUUCACAGGCUUCAUCACAGACACAAUGACCUCCAAACUUUGAAGCUUAGCGUGUAUUCAGCAUCCAAAUCUGAAGUGCAUUUGAUAACGGGACUGAUAGGCUGCUUUCCGACAUGCAAGAAGGUGUUUAUUUUUUCUCAGACAAGGUUCUCGUACGCGGAGGAGGUAGAAGCAAGAAAUGAGAUUUUGAGUUCUAGUCGUGCCUUAUCAACAGCAGAAGUUUAUUUUAAGUAAGAAGCCUUCUGGUUUUUAUGCAACUCUUAAACCCUCACCCUCCUGAUAUGUAAUGGAAGGACAUCCGAUUUCUUCUGCUCUUAAACAGCCAUGGUUUCAAUAUAUAUAUAUAUAUAUAUAUAUAUAUAUAUAUAGAGAGAGAGAGAGAGAGAGAGAGAGAGAGAGAGAGAGAGAGAGAGAGAGAGAGAGAGAGUUAUUCAGGUCCGGCCAGGCCGGACCACUCCCCUGUCCGGCCACCUCAAUUUGAGGUGGUUCCCGGUGGUAUUUUUUGCCCAAUUUUUUUGUGUAUGUUCCUCAUCAAGUCUAGUUCAUCCAUACCAAAUUUGAGCAAAAAAUUCAAUCGGAAAGGUUGUCAAAUGAUUUUUGCAAGUUCUCUGCGUUUUAUAUGUAUAUUCCGGACCAGUUAACUUGCAAAAAUCAUUUGACGACCUUCCCGAUUGAAUUUUUUGCUCAAAUUUGGUACGGAUGAACUAGACUUGAUGAGGAACAUACACAAAAAAUUUGAGCAAAAAAUACCACUGGGAAGGUCCCCAAAUGGAGGAGGCCGGACGGCGCUCCGGUCAGGAAUUUCCUGACCGGAAGAUUACUCAUAUAUAUAUAUAUUAGUGGAAAUGAUGGUUACGUUUUAGCUGCUUACUUAGAACAAAAGUGAGUUUAGUAACCUAAGUUCACAGACUGGUAAGCUUUAUCAUGCUGUUCGUAAUUGGGGAGAUGACAAAUAUGCUCCUAAGUACGUACCCUCUGCUUUUACCAUAUUCCAUUUCUGCUGCUCCAUAUUACAUGUCUAACUUGUCUUUUUGAAAUGUUUAUAUACUCAUAGGGC